Messenger RNA from Pogoniulus pusillus (Red-fronted tinkerbird), 9661 nucleotides. It is a transcript of the gene MYO18B, whose product is annotated as myosin XVIIIB. Bases 1 to 8370 code for a protein of 2789 amino acids. NCBI's taxonomy places the organism in Eukaryota, Metazoa, Chordata, Aves, Piciformes, Lybiidae. Gene Ontology annotation, molecular function: actin filament binding; ATP binding; cytoskeletal motor activity. The record is from RefSeq and is a predicted model, not a curated record. Gene Ontology annotation, cellular component: myosin II complex; cytoplasm; myosin filament. The transcript is spliced from 45 exons. Gene Ontology annotation, biological process: actomyosin structure organization.
AUGCCCCCCUCCCCACUUGGUGCGCUGGCACGGAGGGCACAAACACGCGUGCUGGGUGUGCAGGGGUGGCAGAGGCGUGUGCCAGGCGCUGCCGAGAGGCCAGGGCACGGCAGGGCCCCGCCGUGCCACCGUCUGCGGCCAGCGCAGGCUAUUUUUAGCUGUGACAUGUGUCACCUCAGCUGCCGUGCCGGGGGGCGGUGUGAGGAGCGCUCGCCGCUGCCCUGCUGCCGCCGCUGCCCUGCUGCCGCCGCUGCCCCUCCGCCGCCUUCGCUCUCCGCUCGCCGUGUCCCGCACGGGUGGCACCGCCUGGUGCCCGCCUGUGCCCGCAGCCCCCCGGUCCAGCUGCCCCCCGCCCGGAACGGGGCACGGGCAGGCUCCUGCGGCCACCCUGCGCCGCCCAGCACAGGGCGGAGGGGUCCCAGCGCCGCCCCGGUGCCCACCGACGCCUCGCAGCGCCGCAUCUCCUGGCACCUCGCCGUGCCGCGGGCUGCAGGUGGCCGCUCGAUCAGGGACGAGGACAGAGGACCACCCCCAUCCACCCCUCCCCUGCUCCUCUCGGUCAUCCCUGGGGGGUUCAUCAAGCAGCUUGUGAGGGAGACUGAGAAGGAGGCCAAGGAGGCCAAGCUGAAGAGGGAGACCAAGGCUGGGGUGAAAGAGGAGGCAACAGCACCAGGAGUAGCUCUUGGCAGGAGGGGGUGGGUGGGUGGAUGGGAUGGCUGUAAGGGGGAGAAGAAGGAGGAUGAUGAUGCCACCACUGACUGCAACCACGCAGCCAGGUCUGGGCAGCCACCUGCAGCUCUUGGCCAUACCCAGAGCAACUGGAUCAGGGCUGGAGUUCCAUGUCCUGCCAGGCUGUGCUUGGCACAGGCACCCCACACUGGGCUGCAGCCUCCGGGAGCUGGGGUGGGGUCGGGGCCUUCACCCUCUCCCUGUUGGCUCCAGCUCCUCUCCUUUGCUUGGCAGCCCACGGGGGAGGACAGCAAGCCCCGACCUGGAGUGGCUGCAGCUGCUGGAGGAGAAGUGAGCAGCAAGGUGCAGCAGCUGCAAAACGGACUGAAAGCAGAGGGGCAGGGCAGCAAAGGGGUCCUGGGCCUCACACGUAAGGAGCUGCCAGCUGGGAGGGCUUCACCAGGGGCCACCCCCAGCAAAGCCCCAUCCCCUGCACCCAGCUCAGCAGCAGCUGCUCCCAAACCGGCAGAGACCCUGCGGCUGGAGGCUCCUAAGGCAGCCAAGUCAGCGUGUCCUGAGAAGAGCUCCAAGGGCCCCUGCCUGGGGGGCAGCCCCUCAGCUGCAGCCCCUGAGAAGACCUCCAAGGACUUUCACUCAGAGAGCAGCCCCCCAGCUGCAGCCCCCGAGAAGACCUCUAAGGAUCUCCACUCAGAGAGCAGCCCCCCAGCUGCAGCCCCCGAGAAGACCUCUAAGGAUCUCCACUCAGAGAGCAGCCCCCCAGCUGCAGCCCCUGAGAAGACCUCCAAGGACCCCAGGCUGGGUGGCAGUCCCCCAGCUGUAGCCCCUGAGAAGAGCCAUAAGGACCCUGGCCCAGGGAGCAAACCUCUAACUCCAGCUCCUGAGAAGACCCCCAAAACCCCCCACUCAGGGAGCAGCCCUCCAGCUUCAGCCCCUGAGAGGAGCUCCAGGGAUCCCCUCUUGAAGGGCAGUCCCCCAGCUGCAGCCCCUGAGAAGACCUCCAAGCACCCCUGCCCAGGGAGCAGCCCUGCAGCUCCAGCCCCUGAGAAGAGCUCCAAGGACCCUGUCCUGGGGCACAGUCCCCCAGCUGCAGCCCCCACACCCAGCAAAGGCCCCCAGAGCUGCAGCAAACUCCUGGUGAAGGAGGGGGACCUGCUGAAAGGGACAGGUCCUGAGAGCAGCAAGAAGAAAGGGGCACCCCCAGGGCACAAGGAGCCCCCAUCCAAGGCAAGAUCCAAGAAGGAGCUGGGAGCAGCCAAGAAAGAGCCAGAGAAUAUGAAGAAAGAUGUUGGAGGUGGGAAGAAGGAGCCAAAGGAAAUCAGAAAGCCUGGAAAGACUGCAGAGAAAGCAGAGGGGCUCAAAGAGGAGCCAGGAGGGAUCCAAGGGAAGUCAGAAGAGGUGACAAAGGAGGCUGGAAAGGUGAAGGAAGAAGCAGGAGAGGACAAAAAGGCACCAGGAGAGAGCAAAGAGAUGGAGGAGAGUAUGGACACAGAGCAGGAUGCUUGGUACGAAGCGGAGAAGGUUUGGCUGAUCCAGGAGGAUGGAUUCACCCUGGCCACGCAGCUGAAGCCAGACGUGGGGACAGCGGAGCCGGCAGCAGGCAGGGUGCGGGUGCGGCGCGAUGGGGACGGCAGCGUGGCGGAGGUGGACGAGGACAGCGUGCAGAGGACCAACCCCUCCAGCUUGGACCUGGCCGAGGACCUGGCCACACUGCUCAGCCUCAACGAGUGCAGCGCCCUGCACACGCUGCGGCAGCGCUACCGAGCUCGCCUGCCGUACACCUACGCCGGGCCCAGCCUGGUGGCCAUCAGACCCAGCUUCGCAGCCACCAGCGGCUCGGGCAAGGUGCCCAGGGGCAAGCGGGGUGGCACAGCCCCACACAUCUGCUCGGUGGCACUCAGAGCCUACAGGAAGAUGCUGCUGCUACGGCAGGAGCAGGCCAUUGUGCCCCUGGGACGCAGUGGGGCUGGCAAGACCUCAUGCUGCCAGAGUGCUCUGGAGUACCUGGUGGGCAUGGCGGGCAGCGUGGAUGGCACGGUCUCAGUGGAGAAGAUCCAGGCCAUGUUCACCAUCCUGGGAGCCUUUGGGUCCGUGACCACCAGCUCCAGCAGCAGCUCCACACGCUUCUCCAUGCUCCUGUCGCUGGAUUUCAAUGCCACUGGCCAGAUAACUGCUGCUCACCUCCAGACCAUGCUGCUGGAGAGGUCUCGCAUCGCCCAGCAGCCCCAGGGAGAGAGCAACUUCAACAUCUUCCCCAUGCUGCUGGCAGGGCUGGAUGUGGCACAGAGGACAAUGCUGCACUUGCACCAGGUGGCUGAGAGCAAUUCCUUUGGGAUCAAGCCAUGCUCCAAGCCUGAGGAGAAGCAGAGAGCCUCGGUGGCAUUCACCCAGCUGCAGGCUGCCAUGGGCACGCUGGGCAUCACGGCAGAGGAGCAAGUGGGCAUUUGGCGUGUCUUGGCUGGCAUCUACCACCUGGGAGCUGCUGGGGCCUGUAAAGUUGGCAGGAAGCAGUUCAUGAAGUUUGAGAGCGCGAGCAAGGCGGCAGAGGUGCUGGGCUGUGAGCUGGAGGAGCUCACCACUGCUGUCUUCAAACACCACCUGAAGCAGAUCCUGGCGCAGGUCGCGGCGCGAGGCCACCGGCACCCCCCGGCAGACGACAGCCAAGCAGGACCAAAGAUGACAGGUGUGGAGUGUGUGGAGGGGAUGGCUUCUGGUCUCUACGAAGAGCUCUUUGCUGUGCUUGUCUCACUCAUCAACAGGUCUUUCUCCUCCCAGCACCUCUCCAUGGCCUCCAUCACAGUGGUGGACACUCCUGGCUUCCACAACCCGCGGCACCGGCGGGAGGAGCGAGCAGCAACGUUUGAGGAGCUCUGCCACAACUAUGUGCAGGAGAGGCUGCAGGCUCUCUUCUAUGAGAAGACCUUCCUCCUGGAGAUGGAGAGGUACAGAGAGGAGAAUGUUGAGGUGUCUUUUGAUCUUCCAGAGCGCUCUCCACUGGCCACGCUGUCCAUCAUCGACCUGAGCUCCUCACAGCCACAGGUGCUGCCCAGCAGCCCCGGGGCCAAUCACAAGGGGCUGCUGUGGAUCCUGGAUGAGGAGGUUCUGAUCCCAGGCUCCGGGGACAGCGCUGCCUUCGACCGCCUCUGCUCCUACUUCACCACGAAGGAACCUGACCAGGAGGGGGACAGCUGCAUCCGGAGGUGUGAGCAGGCUCUGCAGUUUGAGAUCUGCCACCAGCUGGGCACUGACCCUGUGCGCUACGACCUGACAGGCUGGGUCAGCAAAGCCAAGUUCAACCUCUCUGCCCAAAAUGCCAUCCACCUGCUGCACAGCUCCACCAGCUCGGCAGUGAAGCAGCUGGUGGAGCCGCGCUGGCAGGCACCGCUGCCCUGCCGCACCCUGGCAGGGCUGGAGGGGCGCUCCCAGGCUGCCCUGCACCGCAACGCCUGCCUGAGGAAGACCUUCGCCAGCAGCUUCGCCGCCGUCAAGAAGAGGUCGGUGUGCGCCCAGCUCAAGCUGCAGGCGGAUGCUCUCACCAACCUUCUCCGACGAUCCCAGCUGCACUUUGUCCACUGCCUCCUGCCUGGCCCAGGGAUGGAGGGGCUUGUCCCUCAUCCCCCCACAGCACCUGAUGCAGCCCCACAGCUGGAUGUGCCAACUCUGCGAGCUCAGCUGGAGGGGACCCAGCUCCUGGAUGCUCUUCGCCUCCACCGCAUUGGGUAUGCAGAUCGCCUGCUCCUGACCCAGUUCUGGCGGCGCUUCCAGGUGCUGGCUCCAGACGUGAUGAAGAAGCACAUCUCUGCCUAUGAGGUGCCAAAUGAGAGCAAGGCUAUAGAGGAGCUCUUCCAGGCACUGGAUCUGGAGAAGAAGAGCGUUGCCAUAGGACGUAGCCAGGUUUUCCUGAAGCCAGGAGUCAUCUCCAGGCUAGAGAAGCAACGUGACAAGCUGAUAGCCAGGAACAUGAUCCUGCUCCAGGCUGCCUGCAAAGGCUUCCUCAGCCGCCAGAAGUUCAAGAGGUUGAAGGUCCAGCGCCUUGCUGUCCGCUGCAUCCAGAAGAACCUGGUGGUCUUCCAGUUGGUCAGGCACUGGUCCUGGUGGCAGCUGCUGAGCCGUGUGAGACCUCUGCUCAGUGUUAACCUGGCAGAUGAGCAGCUCCAUGCCAAAGAAGAGGAGCUGGCGGCGCUGAGAAAGAAGCUGGAGAAAUCUGAGCAGGCUUGCAGCGAGCUCAGGCAGAACACAGAGAAGCUGGAGAGCAAGAUCAUCGACCUGACGACAGAGCUGUCAGAUGAGAGGUACAAAGGUGAUGUCACCUGCCAGGCCCUGGAUGGGGAGCGGGCAGAGAGGCUGCGAGGUGCCCGUGAGCUGCAGGAGCUGCAGAGCAAACAUGACCAAGUGCAGAAGAAACUGGAGUCAGUGGAAAAGCAACUGGAGGAGGCCCAGCAGCUGGUUCAGUUGCGUGAGAUGAAGAUAAGUGGCUCUGGAGGAGAGGACGAGUGGCAGGUGCGGUUUGACUGCGCGCAGACGGAGAUCUCCUUCCUGCGGAAGAGGCUGGCACAGCUGGAGGAGCGCCUGGAGUCUGAGCUGGGAGCCAAGGCAGGGCUGGAGCAAAAGCUGGCCGAGGCGCAAGCAGGCUGGGAGGCAGCCAGGAAGGCGCUGCAGCAGCUGCGGCGGCGGUGCCGGCGCCUGCUGUGUGAGCUGGAGGACGCUCGAGUGCAGGCUGAGAACCUGCAGACCCGCGGCCACGAGCUGGAGAAGAGGCAAAAGAAAUUCGACCUGCAGUUAGCCCAAGCCCUGGGGGAAUCUGCCUUUGAGAAGAGCCUCCGUGAAAAAGUGUCACAGGAGAACACCAGCAUCCGCUGGGAGAUGGGCAAACUGCAGCAGAGCUUGGAGCAGAAGGAGGCAGAGGUGGCCAGCCUGGCACAGAGGCUGAGCCUGCUGUCCAGCCGGCUGCAGGAGCUCAGCACCCCCAGUGCCCUGGAUGCCCACAGCGUGCCCACGCUCAAGAAGCAGCUCUGGGAGCUGGAGGCCAGCGCUGGCGAGCAGCGGAAGGAGCUGGAGCGGCAAACGGCUGCUGUCGAUCACCUGGAGCAGCUCCAUCUGAGGCUGGAGCUGGAGAUAGAGCGGAUGAAGCAGAUGCAGCAGAAGGAGCUGGAGGACAAGGAGGAGGAGCUGGAGGACGUGCGGCAGUCCUGCCAGAAGAGGCUCCGGCAGCUGGAGAUGCAGCUGGAGCAGGAGUAUGAGGAGAAGAAGAAGGUGCUACGUGAGAAGCAGGACCUGGAAGGGCUCAUUGGCACCUUGUGUGAGCAGAUUGGCCACCGAGACUUCGACGUGGAGAAGCGGCUGCGGCGGGACCUGCGGCGCACCCGGGCUCUGCUGGCUGACGUCCAGCUGCUGGUGACAGCCCCUGGAGAGCCUGCUGCCAGUGCCCAGGAGCUGCAGAAGCUGCACAAGCAGCUGGAAGAGAGUGAAGCCAAAUGUGCUGAGGCCCAGAGGUGCCAGCAGACAGCAGCCCUGCAACUGGAGAACUUACAGACAGAGCUGGAGACCCUCAACAGAAACAAGAGCUUGGUGGAUGAGCAGCUGUACCAGCUGCAGCACGAGAGAGCUGACCUCCUGAAGCGCAUCGAUGAGGACCAGGAAGACCUGAACGAGCUCAUGGCCAAGCACAAAGCUCUGAUUGCCCAGUCGGCGACAGAUAUCGCUCAGAUCCGGGAGCUGCAGGCACAGGUGGAGGAUGUGAAGAAAGAAAAGCAGAGCCUUCAGGAGAAGCUGCAGGCAGCAGAGGCACGAGCAGCACAUCUGGAGCAGUGCCCGGCCGAGCGCUCCAUCGUCAGCCGGCAGGAGGCUCGCAUCCGCGACCUGGAGAGCCAGCUGGACUUCCAGGCAGUGCAGAUGAAGCGCUUCGAGGUGCUGGUGCUGCGCUUGCGAGACAGCAUCAUCAAGAUGGGUGAGGAGCUGGAGAAAGCAGCUGAGUCGGAGGCACGGGAGAAGGAAAACACCAGGUACUACCAGAGGAGGAUGGAGGAGAUGAAGGCUGCCAUGGAUGACCUGGUGCAAAGGGAGCUGGAGUCCAGCCGCCGGCGUGUGGAGCUGGAGCAGCAGGUGGCAGAGCUGGCAGCCGUGCGGCAGGUCCUGCAGGCAGACCUGGGCACCUCCAUCCGCCGCAUCGCUGACCUGCAGGUGGCCCUGGAGGAGCUGCGCUCCAGCGACGACAGCGAUGCCGAGAGCGUGAGGACGACGAGGGAGUCGCUGUGCUCCGGGAGAGAGACGGAUGCCUGCUCCAGCGUGGGCUCUGUGCUCAGCCUGGAGCCUGCAGAGAGCAUCAGGUCCUGGACAGGGUCGUCUGUGGGUACCAGCAUGGCUGGGAGCAUCUCAGCACAGUCCAUUGGCAGCCACAGCACCCAGGGACCAAGGGUGAGCAGAGACAGCAAGGAGCCAUCCCCGAGCCGGCUGCCUGCUUCCCAUGGCACUGCCAGGUCCAGUGAGGCUGCAGGUCUGGGCAGGGUGGCGAGUCCUUCACUUGGCGCCAGGAGACGGGAGUAUGGAAACCCCCCAGCAGCCCAAGAGGAGCUGGAGAGCCCCAGAAAGCCUGGGGAGAGGCUGGGAGAGAUGUCCCCAUCGCUGCUGCGCCGAGGGGCAUCCCCUGCUUCGGAUGGGAGGUUCCCCAGCCCGGCGCCGCCGCCCGUGCCAAGCAGAAGACGUCUCUCUCCGGCAGCAGGGACGGUGCCCAGCUCCUCAGCUGCCCUCUCAGAGUACGUGGGGGAGCUGCGGCGGCAGCCGGGGUCCCCCUCGCUGGGUGACAGCUCUGCCCUGCCCAUCUACCGCACCACCGGUGCCGCAGCGCUGCGGCGCGCCAGGGCUGCCCCGGCAGCCGAGGAUUCCCCGGGCAAGGCGGAUGGGAGUCAGCUGAAGGAUGGGGGAGGACCAGACCCCAGCCCGGUGCGCUCCUCCAGCCUGCGGAGCGUGGUCCCCGAGCCAGCCGAGCCUGCUGGCUCCCCGGCGCUGAGCAGAGCAGCCAAAUUCGGCUCCUACGACUCCCUCCUGCAGAGUUUCGACGGCUCCGGGCGCCGGCCGAGCUCUCCUGGAGGGGAAGUGCUGGGUGCGCCCCGGCUGAGCUCCUGGAGAAGCUACCUAGAGCCGUCGGUUGAAGAUAUGGAGGUGGGAAGGAGUCUCCUGAGCAACCCAUCCAGCGAGGAGCUGCUGGGUGAGGGGAAGGGGAGCGACCCCUUCAGCUGGCGCAUCCCCACCCUCAACUACGAGAGGAGAACCAACGUGGACUUCGAUGACUUCCUGCCGGCCAUCCGCAAGUGCCGCUCCACCAGCAGCCUGGCCAAGCCCGGCCGGGACAGACGGGACGGGCACCGGCCCCUCACCGUCCGCUUCCAGGACGAGGCCAUAGCGGGCAGCUCGGUGUCCUCCGGCAUGAAAGGCACGGCCAAAGGCAGCCCGACCGCCCGGCAGGACCCUGGGGACGUCUCCGACUCGUCCUCAUCCUCCGACUCUUUCGUCUCCUCUCGCAGCAACGACAGCAUCAAGCGCCGGCCGCAGCCCCAGCGAGGGGACGGGGAGGGGAGCAGCGGCAAGGGCAGCGGCCAGGGAGGCAGUGCCAGCCGCCGGGCAGAGGCAGAAGGGAAGGAGGACGAUGUCACCAGCAUCAUGAAGAAGUACCUGGGACAAGACUGAGGCAGCACCGUUUGCAGAAGGAGGUGUCCCACUUGCUCCAGCCUUUGCCUGAAGGAUCAGCAGCCACCUGCCGUUGCUGCCUGCUCCUCUAGAAGAGCAUCCGGUAGGAAACACUUCACUUAGAGACUGCUGGUGCCAUGCCCCCCCAAAACAGCCCCCCUCAACAGCUGUGGGGUGGUUUUGCAGAUGAUGAGACUGGUUUAUGUUGUUAGACACGCUGUGGUUUCUCGAUGCUCCUGCCCUUUUCCCCUCCCCGCCAGCCGCGGGGACGAGAGACUUUCCUGUUCUCCUGCAGUUGGUUGACUCAGGAGUUGGUGCUUUCAUUCAAAGCCAGCAGCUGCCUCAGUGCCUGACAACACAACGUGCUCUGAAGAGCUGGAGGAACACCAAACCCUUUCCUUUUUAACCCAGACAGGGCUGCCCAGAUGUCCCAUGCCAUGCAGCGUCGCUCAGAGCUCACAGAGUCACACAGAGCGGCAGGGGUUGGAAGGGACCUCUGGAGCUCAGCCAGUCCAACCCCUCCAUGCCAAGGCAGGGCCACCUAGAGAAGGUCACACAAGAACACAUCCAGGCAGGUUUGGAAGGUCUCCAAAGAUGGAGGCUCCAUCGCCUCUCUGGGCAGCCUGCUCCAGGGCUCCCUCACCUUUCAAUUCAGGGAGUUCCUCCUCGUGUUCAGGUGGAACUUCUGAUGUUCAGUCUGUGCCUGUUGCCCCUUGUCCUGUCUCUGGGCACCACUGCAAAAAGCCUGGUGCCAUCCUCCUGACACUCACCCGUGAAGUAUUGAUCAGCACUGAUCAGAUCCCACUCAGUCUGCUCUUUCCAGACUAAACAGCCCCAAUUCCCUCAGCCUUUCCUCCUCACAGAGAUGUUCUCUCAGCCCUUUGCCAUUCCUCCUCCAGCAAGUCUCUGUCCUUCUUGAACUGGGGGUCCCAGAACUGGACACAGUACACCAGAUGUGGCCUCACUGGGGCAGAGAAGAGGGGGAGGAGAAUCUCCUUUGACCUGCUUGCUCAAGAGUGCAUUUGGGUCUUGCUGUGGCACCCACAGCAGCAGAGCCUAAGGAGCUGGUAUAAUACCUGGAGAUAGAUCCAUAGGUGGCUUCGUGACUCCUGCCUCCUUGGGACACCUGGGCCUGUCCUGCUGUCACACUGUGGUGCAUGUGGAGCUGGGGGGGGCGCUGUGUUUGAGCAGCUGCUUGGGGUUUACACAAUAAAACGUUUGCUUCUUUGCCAGGAGCCUGCCCUCAUCUUUCCUCCCCCAGCAGCAAGAGCGGCUCAGUGGCAGUGGCACA